AUGUCAAAGGAGCAAUACGAAACUUUCAAGCUUGGGGACUGGGGGCUCCAGAGCGGAGAGAAAAUCGAGGAUGCUCAUAUCGCAUACAAGACAUUUGGCGAUCCCAAGACUCCAGCAAUCAUCUAUCCAACUUGGUUUUCAGGAGCUCUCUCUGACAACUUCUGGUUAAUCGGAGACGACAAGCUCCUGAACCCGAACAAUUUCUUCAUAGUAGUUCCAGCUCUGUUCGGAAAUGGCCAGUCCUCCUCUCCGUCCAACCAGCUGAGCCCCGAACCAUUCCCAAAAGUGUCAUUUUACGACAAUGUGCGGGCGCAGCAUGAGCUCGUUACCAAACACAUGGGCAUCACGCAUCUGCGUGCCGUUAUCGGUUGGUCUAUGGGAGGAGCCCAGGCUUUUCAGUGGGCAACACAGUAUCCUGACUUCAUGGAUAUUGUGGUCCCCUUUUGUUCGGCUGCAAAAACUUCGCUGCACAACCAGGUCUUCCUUGAGGGCGUCAAAAGCUCCUUGAUUGCGGUGAAGAAAAGCCGUUCUGCGGGAUCGGGAGAGGGAGUACUCAAUAGAAGGACGGCUGAGGCGUAUGCUUGGACGGCCGAAGAGAAGGAUGUUGGCCUAAAGGCACUGGGCCGUGUGUAUGCUGGAUGGGGCUUCAGUCAGGCCUUUUAUCGACACAGAUUGUAUGAAACUGUGCUGGGUUUCAAGGGACUUGAAGAUUUCAUGGUCAACUUCUGGGAGACCUGGGCUUGUUCGAAAGAACCCGAAAAUCUGCUAGUCUUGCUACAGACUUGGCAAAUUGGUGAUGUCUCGCAGCAAGAUCCAUACAACGGGGACUUUGAGAUGGCAAUGGCAGCCAUCAAAGCAAAAGUGCUGGUUUUGCCGUCAAAAACCGAUCUUUAUUUCCCGCCUGAAGAUUCGGAGUACGAGGUUGCUUGCAUGAAGCCAGGCAUUGGAACACUAGAUGUAUUCCCUUCUAUCUGGGGUCAUUGGGCAGGAGGUCCAGGUGAUAGUGCGGAGGAUGUUAAAUGGCUUGACAACAAGAUCACUCAAUUUUUUGCAGACAACGAUGGUGAUGGUGCCAAUUCUCGGGCCGAGAAGCUCCAAAGCACGCUCAGUUGA
Penicillium digitatum Pd1 is the source of this 1113-nucleotide messenger RNA. Its product is annotated as homoserine acetyltransferase family protein. Gene Ontology annotation, biological process: biosynthetic process. Gene Ontology annotation, molecular function: acyltransferase activity, transferring groups other than amino-acyl groups. NCBI's taxonomy places the organism in Eukaryota, Fungi, Ascomycota, Eurotiomycetes, Eurotiales, Aspergillaceae. The record is from RefSeq and is a predicted model, not a curated record.